This is a messenger RNA of Candidula unifasciata, 681 nucleotides long. The record is from the annotation of a GenBank genome assembly. NCBI's taxonomy places the organism in Eukaryota, Metazoa, Mollusca, Gastropoda, Stylommatophora, Geomitridae.
AUGAACUCCGCCCCUGGUGUCUCUCCAUCGGCAUUAACUCAAGUCUCAGCUCCAGCGGAGCUCGGGCUGACGCAGGCUUCCCCCAUCUUUGCUUGUGGCACAACUGUGGGUUUGCAAAUUCCUCGCUCUUCACAAAUUGCCACAGCUGCACCUGUACUAGGCAUCCCUAGAUCUACCAUUCCUUGUAAUCCUUCAAUCUUGACUUUGGCAAAUCAAGUGCCUGUCCCUGGCUAUGGUUAUCUUCCCCUGCCGCCUGCUGGCGCCACUGACAGGGCCAUUCCUCCUGCGGCCUAUGCAGAUUUUGGUGCUAACUCGAUAGUCUCAGCUGCUCCACUGGCCCUUCCUGCCCCUCAUUCUGUCACCCCUCGUAAUGAUAAUGGGACCAGCGCCCUUACGCUAGCAACAGCAUCACAUCACCUUCAGAGAGAUACAUUAGCAAGAGCAGCAGGUCAAACUCUUGGAGCUACAGUACUGGGCAGUUAUGGAUCAUACCCGACCACCACCUCCCCUCUGAACAGGGCAUUUUCCACAAACUCUCCACCGAAUCCGAUGGACAUGUUCUCACAAGAAAGUGUGACCUACAUUCACCACAAUACAGCAACAACUCCACAACCAGGGGCGUUCACUGCUUUUGGAUUAGGAAGGACAGCAGGAAUGACUGAGUCCCUGCCAUUACCGUAA